Molecule: messenger RNA, 2908 nt
Organism: Hemibagrus wyckioides
Lineage: Eukaryota; Metazoa; Chordata; Actinopteri; Siluriformes; Bagridae
Gene: misp3
Product: MISP family member 3
Exons: 3
Coding region: 130-1647 (505 amino acids)
Source: RefSeq, a predicted model, not a curated record
GUUUGAUGAUAGAAGCAGCAGGGUGGAGGAAGGCAGGGAGGGAGAGUGAAGACAGAGAGGACGAGGGAGAAUCGAGAUCAGACAAAAAACACAGAUUCACGCUGAAGAUCUGAGGAGAAAACAGAGAACAUGAACCUGGAUCAGUAUGAUGACAGCCAAAGUGACAGUGGCGUGUCUGCUGAUUUCUCCCUGAACAGCAUGUCGGAUAAUGAGACGCCAAUCGAGAAGGAAAUACGCCUCGCUUUCAAACGAGAGCAGAGCCUUCGCCGCUCACGAGGCCUGGACAACACCAAAGAGUUCAUCGAGAUCCCACUCAGAAAGUCCGUCCUCUCCCAAGAUCCCCCAGACAAAGUACAGAAGGACCACAGCAAGGAGCGUCAGUUCGCUGGGAAGAAGAUGCAGCGUGAGAUCUAUGCUGAAGCUGAGAGAGAGAAGGUGCUGGUCAAGCUCGGGAGGCUGCCUGGAUUUUACGACAAAGGAACUGUGAGACAACUUCAGGAGAAAAAGCUUCUUUUUGAAGCAUUCCAGGAAUCCAAAGAUCUCCAAAUCUCCAGUGAUGGAACUCAGGAAUCCUUAAACAGCAUGGAGAUACUAUUCCAGAACCAUUCCUCAAUCCAGCCCACUGAGACUUCACCCAAAGGUCAUCAGAACUCAAAAAAUCAGGAUCAUGAAACAUUCAGAACUGUCCAGGAGCUGAAGAACAGGGGAACAUCCAGCGGUUCUUCCUGUAAGAUCCUUGAUGGUGGAUAUCGGGACAGCUCAUCUAAGGAAAACACAAGGCACAUGGGGCCGAAUUCUCCUCAAUUUUUCCCAUCUCUGAAGGAGAAGAAGCUUCUGUUUGAAUCCCUCCAGGAGAAUAAGGAUCUUCAGAGCUCCAGAGAUCAGGACACUGAUGUUUCUGGAUCUUUUAAAGCACAGAGGAAAAGCAUGGACAUCUUUUUCCAGAACCAAACUUCUGGAUUAAAAACCACCCAGGAACCCAAAGAUCUCCAGAUCAAAAGAAAUCAGGAUGACAAGAUGCUGGAAAUUUCUAAGGAACCGGCGAUGAACCCUGGAAAAGUCCAGAACCCAAAACUGUGUGGUCCAGGGUUCUCAGAGGCUGUGGAACAGCAGGUGAUAAUCAUUGAGAACAAUCCUACAGUGGUUUCGCACACAAACAGGCAGGUUUACAAACCAGUCACUGCGAUGGACUUAAGAACCAUUAAAUCAUCACCCGAGGAACUUCAUCACAACUCAGUCCAAAACCCGAUAGCUAACAGCGAAGAACUAAAAGAGAACCCAUUCUUCAAGCUGAGAUCGUCACUGUCCCUACUCCCAGACAUGCAGAAGGACAUUCAAGAAGCAAAAAAGCGGGAGGAAGAACUGCACAAACAGAGGAUGUGUCUCUAUGGCAACAGGUCAAAGGUCACAGUCUCACCGAGCAGAACCACUUCAACACACAGCAACACAAACACACCAGGACAGAACCUGAACACCUCACCAGUGAGUUCCUCAUUUGGAAAGUUGGAUCUAACAUGGCCGCCUCCUUCUCUACAGAACAGACACAAAACACAGCCUGAGGUAAAGGAACAGAGACAGAUGAACCUGUUAGUCCAGCGCUGGGAAUCUGGUCUGAUCAAUGGACACACCAAAGACCAUCACAACUGACCACAGAGCAAACACACACCUCCUGAAGACCAAUGAGAACAUCAGCCUUCACUUUAAACACCUGCUAAGACUGUUAAACACCAAUGCUAAUCAGGACAUCACACCUGACACACACUCACACACACAUACAUACUCACACACCUGACACACACACACACAUAUACAUAUACACACAUACACACCUGACACACAAUCACAUAUAGAUACACACACACCCACACAUUCACAAAAAAAAGUGUUUAAUUCAGUCUUUAAUUCAUUACUCACAUAGCUGGCUAACAUGUUAAGCUAGCCACUAGCAAAUUCUGUCUCUUUAGUGAUUUAGCAGUGCUAUGCUAGCUAGCCAACUGUUUCAUUAUCGAAUCUUUAAGAGGUGUUUAUUAUUACAUUUUUGUUCCAGUGUUGAUCUAGUUUAUAGACUGAUAGCUAGCAUGUUGGCCAUCUCUUCAGUUAUUUAUGUUUAGCUACCAAAUGCUAGCUAUUCAGAUAUUUUUGUUUAGCUACUCCACUGACAGGAUGCCAACUUAGCACUAGCCAGUUAGCUCUAUUUAAUAUUUUACAUUAUAGCACUAGCGAGCUAUUUAGGUUUAGUCAGUGUAUUCUGGAGAGAGAGAUUCUUGUUAUUUAUUAUCAGCAAGCUCACUGUAGCUAGUUUUAGCAAACCUUUUCUUAUCAUUUUUAUUGAUUAAAACACUUUGAACCUCGCGUCCCUGUGCCACAGUGUGAGUGUAAUGCGUGAGUACCACAGUGCCCUCCGCUGAGGAAAAGAAGAAAAAUGAGUCUCUCCUUUACGAAGCACAAUUUAUGUUUUUAGCUUCCACCACAGCUGAAGACAUCAGGUGUCCAUCUGCUCAGGUGGAGCUGAGACUUUAACCUCGACCUCCACUUCAUUUACUCUGAGGCUGUGUCAUUAUUCAUGUUGUUCUGCUCCACUGAAAUCUCUGCUCAUGACUUGUAUAAAUAUUUCACAGCCUGAUCCCCGGGACUGUAAAGUCACGCGCUGAAUCAUCCAGAAACAACGGGGAGAAAAGAAUGAGAAUAAAAGCGGGGCUUCGUUACCACCUGCUUGUGGACAUUUCACAGGCAAAUCCUGAGAUCACACACACACACACACACACACACUCGAGUACUGAACGCCUCAUUGUGUGUGUUCAGGGCGUGAGACAGACAUUCCUUCAGCACACAGAAACGAGGACACGCCCACUCAUCACGCAGUUUCACCCUCACCCUGAAGGACACGCCCACUCACCCACUCAGCACU